Messenger RNA from Ostrinia furnacalis (Asian corn borer), 513 nucleotides. RefSeq names its product mitochondrial ribosomal protein L55 (gene mRpL55). Gene Ontology annotation, molecular function: structural constituent of ribosome. Lineage: Eukaryota; Metazoa; Arthropoda; Insecta; Lepidoptera; Crambidae. The transcript has 2 exons. Gene Ontology annotation, biological process: translation. The coding region runs from base 102 to 440 and encodes 112 amino acids. The record is from RefSeq and is a predicted model, not a curated record. Gene Ontology annotation, cellular component: mitochondrial large ribosomal subunit.
GUAAUCUGCCUGUCUCAUCUGUGGUAAUCUGUGGGUAAAUCUGUCAGAUUUUUUAGGUUACAUUUCAGAAAUAUUUAGAAAUUGUAAGUUUAUUUGCCAGAAUGAAUUUACGACAAAUACUGUGUCAGAAAAAUUUUGCUGUAAAUUAUUGUAUAAAGCGUUACUUAAAUAAUAAUGUAGCUAGCGUUACUAAAAUACAUCGAGAAAUUUACACAAGAAUGUAUCCUACUAAAGUGGUUUUGGCUGAUGGUUCUUCAAUUAAUAUUCGAUAUCAUGAACCUAGAAAAAUAAUAAAGUUACCUCUGGAUUUGUCAUUACUCUCUGAAGAGCAAAGAAAGAUCAGAUUGGAAAAACGUAAGCCAAAGAAGAAAGUUAAAAUAACAGAUGAUGUAGAAGAUAAUUUUAAUGCAAAGAAAUAUUUGAAAUAUUUAAAGAAAUGAAAACAGUGAAGCGAAUCUUAGAGUAGACAACGGGGUUAUUAUUAGAAUAUUAGUUAAUUAAAAUGUGAAUAAG